Messenger RNA from Protopterus annectens (West African lungfish), 3511 nucleotides. RefSeq names its product dual specificity phosphatase 29-like. The transcript is spliced from 5 exons. Gene Ontology annotation, biological process: protein dephosphorylation; negative regulation of MAPK cascade. Gene Ontology annotation, molecular function: MAP kinase phosphatase activity; protein tyrosine/serine/threonine phosphatase activity. Bases 390 to 980 code for a protein of 196 amino acids. Lineage: Eukaryota; Metazoa; Chordata; Ceratodontiformes; Protopteridae. The record is from RefSeq and is a predicted model, not a curated record. Gene Ontology annotation, cellular component: cytoplasm.
CCAACCAAACUCGUACUGACAUACUGAGGCAACUGGCAUAUCAGUGGAUCAUAAUUUCUGUUAGUAUAUUCAACAAGUGAAGAUGGUAUGAGCACCAGUUCUUUCUUCAUGUUGCAGUUUUGACAUUUCACGAUUUACAGGCACGAUGAAUGGACAUUUUAAUAGCAGCCCUUCCUGACCAUCCACUAUCUGCUUCAUUGAAAGCAAUAUCAAGAAUAAAGUGGACGUGGUGGUCAUGCCUGGAUCUUCUAUUUCUGUGCUUCUUCUGGUACAAGACCUAGCCAACAGCUGAGGGAAGUUACUGGUCGCACUGGGCACUGACACAUCUACUGUGAACUGUUUUCUCAUCUUCUUCUAAACUGAACUGAAGGAGGGUAAAACAGAGGAGAAUGAUGUUGAGAAGUACCAUACAUGACUGUGAAAAAAAGACAGCAAAGGACAGAAAUGAACAUGAAAUACCACCAGUAACUGAACUGCGGCGAAUGCUUUGGAUAAAUGGCGGUUCUGAUAACCAUCUGGAUGAAGUCUGGCCAAACUUAUACCUUGGAGAUGCAUGGGCUGCAAGAAACAAGCAGCUUCUCCAAAGUCACUCUUUUACUCAUAUUCUUAAUGCAGCUGAUGGAAAAUACAACAUCAACACAGGAGCCAGUUACUACAGAGAGCUUCAAAUAACAUACUAUGGAGUGGAGGCCUUUGAUUCUGCUUCAUUUGCAAUCAAUGUAUUUUUCUACCCAGCAGCUAAAUUUAUACAUGAAGGGCUUAAUGCUCCUGGAGGGAAAAUAUUUGUUCACUGUGCCAUGGGGAUCAGCAGAUCUGCCGCUUUGGUACUUGCCUUCCUAAUGAUCCACCAGCAUAUGACUCUUGUUGAUGCCAUAGUGACUGUGAAUAAGAAGAGAGACAUCUGUCCAAACAUUGGAUUUCUUGCACAACUACGGGAACUAAACAUCAAGUUAGCAAAAGAAAGAAAAGGAAAAGUGUAGAUGAAUUUUAAACAUGAUACUUAUUCUAACAACUAUGUGCUUUCUCUCACACUGAGUAAGUGAAUAACAGCGUUCCCUUUUUUGCUAACUUAUUAACAUGUUUUGAGCACAUACACUAUAUUUAAAUUUUGGAUAUUCUCAGCCCUGCAGUUUGGUUCAAUUUUGAGAAAAUGUCUUAUUGGUACACACACAAAUCCAACAGUUGCUACAUACUUUCACACCUAGCAAGUACACGACUGCUGAAUUUUUUGCACCUAAAAUAUCAUGCACUGAAACGGAGACCUACCAUAAGCAGUUCUUGCCAUUUUGACAAUAAACUCUUUGUGAUAUUUUAAAAUAAUUAUAUAAAAAUACAUGCAAAUUACAUGCAACUGAGGAUACUCAUCAGGCAACAAGAAGUCAAGACUACAUCAUGCCAGAGGAGGUAAAAAAACAGGAAGAUAGACAACAGGAUAUAUGCAGAGAAAAAGAGACAAGCAAAGAAUAUAGCUAGCAUGUGAUCAACAUAAUGAUAAAUUACUUUUUGGACCCUAUGUCUUGAAGAACAUUACAGAGUCACUGAAAAAAUAAAAAAAGGACUGAAGGACAGUUUGAUGUGUUAUUUUCAUGGAAGGAGACAGCUGAAGUGUUGGGAAGAGAAUAUUGUUUGAAUACAACAAAUGUUUGAAUAUACUAAGCACAUCCUUGAUGAUUUAUUAACUACAACUGCAUCACAUAUCCUAAUCCAAUAACAAAACAUACAUACAACUACAAAGUAAGCUUUUGUCAAUGAUAGUUUUUCAUAUGCACUGAAAUCAUAAUUUAAAUAUACCAUGAAAAUAUGAAAAUUAUUUUUACAGUCUUACUCUUCCAUCCAUUACUCUGUUUGCUUUCCUAAAAAAUAAUCAUAACUGUGUUACAGGCUAUUCCAAAGCAGAUAUUUAUGUUAUGGUGUUAGUCAUGAUAAACCAAUAACUGUAUUAUGAAAAAGUGAUCAACAGUUAAUGAAUAUAAAGUCUGCAAUCUUAAAAGAACAGUACUUAUUUCAAUUAUGAAAAAUUGCUGACCUUUUCAUCCACCUGCUAUGUGUGCAUAGCUUUCUGGUUGCACAGAAUUUCAUUCAUACAUAUAGAGAGUAGAAUAAAGCAUGACAGAAAUGGAGAAAUAAAAUAAGAGCACUUCUAGACUAAUAAGUGAUAUAAUAUAACAGUUAUGUUUGCAUUAUGACAUGGUAGGCAUUACAGGGGUACACCAGUUAACACUGCUGAAUCACAGUGAUUGGUUCUCCAGACUUAUUCUUAAUUGGGAUACAUUCUUUGUGGAGUUUACAUCCCCCCAGUGUUCAUGUGUAUUUUGUUAGGUGUUUCAGGUUCCUCCCACAUCCCAAAGGUAUGCCAAAGGAAAAUAGACAGCCCUUUAAACUGCCUAAGGCUCUUCUAACUACUGUCCCAAAGGGGUGUUCAAAGGACAUGGAAUUUUCAGAGAUAAUAUCUACUGACUGGAUCGAUCUGGAUAGGGGUGCUAUUGAUGCCAUAGGCUGUGGAUCACCUUUGCUUUCCAAAUUUAACAAUAUUACAUUUUUAGCACUUAGUUUAAGCCAAUUCUCUUUAAGCAGUUAUUUGUUAGGUAUAGAGCAAGCUGCAACAAUGAUAUUGGAAGUUAAAAAAAUAACAACACCUAGCUUGCAACAAUCAGCACAUUCAGUCAGCCAUAGGUCUGGCUGUCUGUUUUGAAAGUCAAAGAAGUGGAUAUGAGGAAUCCCAAAGCAAAGCCACAAUUGACACCCUUGGUCAUAUUUUUACUUUCUGAGGUGGCUCCAUCUACUUUUUCACAUGUGCAAGUAUUAUCUGAUUGCCAGUUUGCUAUCCACCUCAUGAUGCAAGGUAAUUAUGAUUAGCACUUUCAGUGUGUUGACAAUUCCAGUGUGGCAAUAAUGUCAAAGGCUGCUGCUGUUUGAAUUGCAUAGCUGCUGUCCACAGCGUCCGUGACCUUUUUCUAUAAAUCUGUUACACUAACCCUUAAUGAAGCAAAAUUGUUGCGGGUCCACAGCAGUUAGGUUUUUAAUAUCUGUUUUUAAAGUCCAAUAUAAGGAAUUCCACUGCUAUGCAAAUAUGACAACUUAGGCUAAUGAGUCUGUAAUUACUUUGAUCAGACAUAGGGCUACCUUCUUAUACAGGCUUUACAACUACUGUUUUUCAUGCUUCAGGAACAUACCAAAGGGGGAGAGGCUUGGGUUGAAAAGGUUUAACAGAGGUUCUGAUAGGGUGUCUAGUCAUUAGGCAUAAAGCAAUAUUAUUGAGUUCCAUGGACAUUGGUAUACUUGGCUUUCAGGAAGGUGGCUAUGACUUGAUCCAUGGUAAUUCUUGCAGUGGACUGGGACUCAGGAUCUGUGAUAUUUCUAUGACUAACACUACUGUGAAGUUAGCACUAAAUUUAUCUGCUAGUAUGUUGAUGAUAUCCUUUGGGUCAGAGUGGGUAUUGUCAUUAUGGUUUAACCUAAAGCUUUGUUUUGUGUUUUAUAUAGUCACUGAUUAAAGAGAAAUGGGUACUUA